This is a messenger RNA of Rhipicephalus sanguineus (brown dog tick), 472 nucleotides long. RefSeq names its product lipopolysaccharide-induced tumor necrosis factor-alpha factor homolog. Bases 1 to 315 code for a protein of 104 amino acids. The record is from RefSeq and is a predicted model, not a curated record. NCBI's taxonomy places the organism in Eukaryota, Metazoa, Arthropoda, Arachnida, Ixodida, Ixodidae. The transcript is spliced from 3 exons. Gene Ontology annotation, molecular function: zinc ion binding.
AUGUGGGCAUGUUGCGAAUUCUUGCUACCUGUCUUUGUGCAGUUAGGCGCCGUGAUAGACCGACGCGUGAUCACGCUGUACACCCAGUGGGGUCCACUGCCGGUGCCGGUGCUGUGCCCCUACUGCAAACGCCAAAUUGUCACAAAGACCGUUUACCAUUCGGGAUUCCUCACCUGGAUGCUCUGCGGUGCCCUAGCCGCCAUCGGGUGCUUCUUCGGCUGUUGCCUGGCGCCCUUCUGCAUUCGAGGUUGCCAGGACAUCUCCCACGUCUGUCCCGAGUGCAACAGGGUGUUGGGCACCUUCCGCAGGGUGUAGGCGACGGCGUGGCGUGCGCGAGCUCUGCGCCAGUCAGGAAGGAAGGUGAUGGACGCUUCGUCGGGCUCCUCCAAACGCUCUUCGGGCGUCAUGUCCCGUGACAGGGCCAGCCCGCCGCGCAAAGUGUCUGGUUCGGCUUCACCCAAUAUUCCCUCGG